AUCAGACCUUCACUUAAAUUUACUAUUUUUGAUCCCACUGAACCUAAAGAGAACACACUGACUCCUCCCAAGAUGGGCAAGGAGGAAAGAGCCUCUAGGUUGAAGGUCUUCAUGUCUCCAGCAAGAUCCUCACAGUCUACUUAUCCUUCUGCAUAUAUCUGUUGUGGCCUGCAGAGUGGACAAGAGCAACUUCAGGAGUGAUGGGUUCAGGCUCUUUCUGAGCAAAGAGAGCCAUGCAGCAACUGUUCUUACCACAGCCACACAAUAUGGAUUGCAGACACAAACCUGCCAGAUUUCACAAAGCCUUGAUGCUGUGUAUGGACUCCUGAAGAAAUGGAGAAGGGCUGUACAUUGGAGGAAAUCAAACAAAAGCCAAACAGGAAACCAAAACCCCCAAAGUCUUCCUGAGCUUUGAUAAUGAGCUCUCCCUUGAGUAGUACAUCCUUCGAAUGUGGACUGCAGACUGACAGACCCACCGUUGACUGUGCUGUUUUGUUUGGUGUGUUUCCACUUUUAGUACCUCCUGAGACAAAGAAGCCUGAGCACCAUCCCCAGAAAUACCCACUCUGGCUGCCAUGGUUGAUCUCACUGCUGCUCCUCUUGGUGUGCUUUGCCCUUGUUGUCGUCCUCCUCAUUUUUCACUUCUGGCACAGCAGUGACCAGCCCAGAGCCCUGCAGCAGCAGUUCUCAGAGUGGAAGUGUGACUCAGGAUUGCCACAAGGCACAGACCGAGGCUGGACAUGCUGCCCAGAGGGCUGGAGAAGGUUUCAAAGAAGCUGCUAUUUUCUGUCCCUUGAUAGGAUGAACUGGGUUGAGAGUGAGCAGAACUGCACUGGGAUGGGCUCCCAGCUGGUGGUGAUCAACAGCAAGGCAGAGCAGGAAUUCCUCUCCAAGCAGAUAAAACGAUCUCCACAAAGAGAGAAUUUCUACAUCGGUCUGUUUGAGUUCAAGGAGGGCCAAUGGCAGUGGGUGGACAAGACUCCAUAUAAUGUGACAGCAGCGUUCUGGCGAAUAGGAGAACCCAAUAAUGGCCUUGAUGAGAACUGCACUGUAAUCCAUAGUCCUGAAAAAACUCUCAACAACUGGAAUGACAUUCGAUCAGACAAGGAGCAUUAUCGAAUUUGUGAAGCUGCAGCAGUAACUGUGUGAUGGAAAUAUCCCUGUCCUGAGAAAAGCUGGGAGCUGAGCUGGGAACAGCACUUGCUGUGCUGGGAGGGGUGGGGAAUCCUGACACAUCUUCACUGUGUGGGAGGGGACCAUGUGUGUGUGUAAGUGAAAUGAGCUUUUUCCAACUUCCCCAGUGUAUGGGGUGGCUCAGGGAACACAGGAAGGCUGAGGCUCCUUGAAACAUGUGCUGUGUUCUUGUGUCCUCUUCUCUCUGAGAGGGUCCAGCAGCCUCCGGCUGAAAAGAGAUGGACUUGUCCAGGAGGAAGACACAGGAAUGGAAGGCAGAUAUGCAGAUAUUCAAUGUCCUUGAUCUGUUUAAGAAGAGGUAUUUGCUUUCUAUUGAGUCAUACACAGAAUGUCCUCUGGUUGUCCUGGUUUUCUGAAGAAAUUCUGAAAUCUUAGAUAAAACAAAAUACAUUAUCACACCAAUG
Oenanthe melanoleuca is the source of this 1598-nucleotide messenger RNA. Its product is annotated as C-type lectin domain family 4 member D-like. NCBI's taxonomy places the organism in Eukaryota, Metazoa, Chordata, Aves, Passeriformes, Muscicapidae. Gene Ontology annotation, cellular component: external side of plasma membrane. The transcript is spliced from 8 exons. Gene Ontology annotation, biological process: immune response; biological process involved in interspecies interaction between organisms. The record is from RefSeq and is a predicted model, not a curated record. Gene Ontology annotation, molecular function: carbohydrate binding. The coding region runs from base 418 to 1149 and encodes 243 amino acids.